Molecule: messenger RNA, 1323 nt
Organism: Psylliodes chrysocephalus
Lineage: Eukaryota; Metazoa; Arthropoda; Insecta; Coleoptera; Chrysomelidae
Source: the annotation of a GenBank genome assembly
AUGGAGACUGUGAAAAAAAAAUCAGUUCCUGAAAUAACGUUAGAUCAGUGUUUUAAAGAAAUAAUUGAAGGCAAACCAUUGUCUCUUGAAAUUGCGACCCUUAACAAUAUUUUAAACAAAGGUCUGGGGAUAAAUUUAAAUUAUUUAAAACCUAGAGUCAAAUAUAUUCUUCCGUACAUGCUAGUGCAUUUCAUAACAUCAUGGCCUGGUUGGAAAAAGAUAGUCCAUUAUCAAAAGAAAGAAAUAACAUUUGAGAAUUGGUUUAAACGAUUUAAAGAAUACCUUAUAUUUAAAAUGAAUUUUAUGAUAAAAAAUGAUUAUGAUAAAGCAUUAGCUCUGUUAAAACAUAACUCUGUCGAAUUUGAAGAGAAUGUAGUGGAAAAAACUGAUACCAGUACUCAGACUAACCCAAACAUUGAAAAAGUUACUGCUCCUUUUAGCAUUGAGAUUUUUGGACCACCGAAAGUGCUUAAUUCUUUAGUAUUUUGUGAGGGGCCUAAUGAUUCAGUAAUAGUCAGAGAAUAUAAGGUAAACACUCUUUGGGACACUCCCUUGAAUGUAAGACAAAUGAUCAACUGGCCCUGUAUUGAAGUGGAAUUUAAGUCAAACCAUCUUCAUUUUAAAAGGACCAAUCAGCACGAGUUUAAAAGAUGCUUAACUUUUAGUUCAGAAAAAAUUUUCUACAAAAAAAGUGAUAACUGUAUUGAAGAUAUUAGCAUAAUUAAAGAUGGUGCUCCAAGAACAGCUUAUACGUUAAAUUCCAUUAAGGAAUAUUGCAAUAGUUACAUUACUUUUUUAAGAAGUCUGCAGGCACCUAAUGAAGACAUUCAAAAAGAAUUAGAAAUGGUAUUGGAAAAUUUCAUUUUGGAUAUAGUUGAUAUUAAAAAAAAUAGUAUGGCAACUAAUACUAGUGUAUUUUUUAAUAUUGGAAAUGCAAUUUAUGCUAGGAACAAAAGUAUAAAAACCAGCAACCAGGCUAUUUGUUUUGGAGAAUGUUUAACACCUAAAUUAAAUCUCUCAUUAUACUCUUUUAUUGGUAUAAAGGACCAAAAAAUAGUCCCAUUUGAUGUUUCUGAACCUGUUAACUUAUUUCCCACUAUUACCUACUGGUGCACUUUCUGCAAAAAACAGUACUUAAAAUGUUCAGAAUUAUGGAACCAUCUACAAAACACUCACGUAAUGGAGCAGCCAGUGCUAUGUUUUAAGUGCAAACUUCAGUUUAAAAUUGUAAAUUUAAGUGAUCACCGUUGGUUUCAUGAAUGCCUACCCAGAAAACAACAUCUAGAAACAUGUACUAGUGAAUUUUGUUUGUGUUCUCCAUAA